Molecule: messenger RNA, 1190 nt
Organism: Phytophthora nicotianae INRA-310
Lineage: Eukaryota; Oomycota; Peronosporomycetes; Peronosporales; Peronosporaceae
Exons: 1
Coding region: 1-1143 (380 amino acids)
Source: RefSeq, a predicted model, not a curated record
AUGGACUUUUGCACUCUCAGCCCGCCUAACAGCUCGUCACUGAGUGAUUCGGUGAUCGGUAGUGUCAUGCAGCGCACCUGCAAACUCCGUAACUCGUCUAUUCGCAUCAGCGAUACGACGCGUAACGACAUUGACGCUAUAAACUCAUCUCAACAACAUCCCACACGUCACACAUGCCGCCACACACCGUAUCAGAAAUCGUUUCACGGCUACGUGCAAAAGGAAUCCAAGAGCCCCGAUCUCUUAUCAUCCGUUGCCGAGCUUAUCGGGCAGACUGAUUUAUCAUCGGGUCGGAAACGAACUGUUUGCGUUCCAGCCGACCUUGAUACUGCAAACAAGGUUAUUGCAAGCAUCCAAGGAGCCGAUCAUUACAUUCCAGCUGACCUGCAGCAGGCCAUGGUGGCUGAGGCCUUGAAACGAAAGAUUCGCCACCGAGAGCGCUGCCGUGUAAGCCAGGCACGCUACCGACAGAGGCAGAUUCGAACGGAGUCUACACUAAACGAUGCCGUUGUCAAGCUGAAAGCGGAAGUUGAGGACCUUGAGAGGAAGUGCAAGGACUCAGUGUGCGUCCAAACAACGCCGACGAUUUGGGCUUUGGCGUCCGAGUACUUUCGCCAGUUUAACUGCUACGUGUCCUCCCCAGGAAAAAUGUACAAGGUGGCGUCCAAGUUUCUCCACGAUAUCAUGGCACCAAAUGUCAUGGAGGGUGCGCUAAUUGGUGUUGACGCGCAGGUGGAAAACUGGAGGCUGCUUGCCCUUUAUUUUGAUGAAGUUCACGUGGACCUGAAGGGGUUAACGAUGCCAAUGCCCAACACACUGAUUGCGACCACAGUCACCAGUGUGAUUAUAACGAACAAAACACUGCGUCAUGCAUUCCCCCAUCUGAACAGCGAUGAUGCUGGUGGCACGAAAGGCGGCACGUGGUCAUCUCUCGCUUCUAGGCUACUGGGAAGGAAACUCGUCAUGCGCGGCUCAGUGUUCUUUGGCUGGGACAGCAGCUCCGACAAAGUGGUGAGAGUAUAUUCGCAGGCGGACAUGGUAACCCCCAUGCUGACGCUGCUAGGUAACCUAGAGGAUGUGUCUUUCGUGUUCGAUAAAGCUCGAGUCACGCCCGAAUGUUCAUGCAAGAGAUCCAUUAGAUGAAGACAUAGUAGCUAGCUAACUAUACAGCAAUCCAUAUUUUUACCCAG